This is a messenger RNA of Fonsecaea erecta, 657 nucleotides long. RefSeq lists its product as hypothetical. Lineage: Eukaryota; Fungi; Ascomycota; Eurotiomycetes; Chaetothyriales; Herpotrichiellaceae. The transcript is spliced from 2 exons. The record is from RefSeq and is a predicted model, not a curated record. Bases 1 to 657 code for a protein of 218 amino acids.
AUGUGGUCCAGCGCCAUUGCAGUCCUUUUUCUGGCAUCGGCCUCUUCAGCUGCUUUCUUUGACCUGCUUGUCCGCGCGACCAAACCUUGUCCGUCGGUCGCUGAUACCAUUAUCGCGACAUCGACCUUGAGUGUCGUCGUACCACCCGUUACCGUCACUGUUACUCCCAGCGUUCCUCUGCCCACAGCCUCUGACCUGCCACCCACCGGAUGCCUGAGUGAUGCCCAAGCGACAGAUAUAGUCAGUGCGUGGAAGACUAUCCUGACCUCGCCAGACCGGGCGAGCGCAAGCGCCGCAGCUCAAGCAUUGAUUGCGGACGAGUACCUGGAAACAAGUGACUCGAUCAAUUCUCUCGCCGGAAAUUCGUUGGGAAAUGCCACCUUCUCUGAUAAGGACAGCUUCAUCGCCGCCGUACUGAGCAACCCACCUAUUCCACUCUUGACCACCCUGGACCUUUUCCACGACUGCAGUCGAAUUGCCUUCUACUGGGCUGCCAGUGGAGUCGGGUCAGGAGUCCAGGACGUCAGAGGCGUCGAUCUGCUAUACGUUACGGACGAUAGGGAGCAUAUCAAUAUGGCCAUGGUCGAGUUCAACAGUCUGGCAUGGGCGAAGGAUGUGGGAUGGCAGAUUGUGAGGGCGAAUGGAACAAAGUAUUAG